This is a messenger RNA of Acanthochromis polyacanthus (spiny chromis), 5884 nucleotides long. RefSeq names its product angiopoietin-related protein 5-like. The record is from RefSeq and is a predicted model, not a curated record. Gene Ontology annotation, biological process: angiogenesis; Tie signaling pathway. Gene Ontology annotation, molecular function: receptor tyrosine kinase binding. The transcript has 7 exons. The coding region runs from base 4341 to 5141 and encodes 266 amino acids. NCBI's taxonomy places the organism in Eukaryota, Metazoa, Chordata, Actinopteri, Pomacentridae.
UCUGACAAAUACUAAAAGAUUGGUUAAAGGUAAGGAACUUUGAUUUUAAUUAUUGUUUUGAUUACCCUCACCGUUUGGGCAGGACAUUCAAAUUUGUCAAUAGGACAUUUUUGCUUCCCCAGCCUGUAAACUUUAUCUCCAAAAUCCCAACCUUAAUCUAAAUGCAUUGCAUCAGAAUAUGCUGACUUUAAGUUCAAUUCAAAUGUUUCAGUGAGCAAGAAAGAAGAUCUUCCAUCUAGACUAGUGGACAUUUCACAUUAUCUCAGAAAAAAAACAAAGGUCUUGUGCUACAUGUUCCACAGCAACAUCUUAGCUAAUGGUGGCUAAUGCCAUCUAAUGCCAAUGGUGGCGGGAUCUGCAAGAAGAUAUUUAAGAGGCCAAUUAGGUUGUCUCUUUCUGUCAGGUUUUAAUAUGAUUUCUUACUGUACAGUUCAGGAAUAGUCUUUUUUUUCUUUCAAAUAUGCCCAACUCAAAUAACUGUUGUCAAGACACUUUAUUUCAACUUUUUAAAGAUUGUUUAUAUUUUUUAUUUGUCUACCAUUUGUUGUUUUUACAGAGGAAAGCAUUGACUUGGUUGAAAACAGUUUGCUCCAGUAUUUUAGACAGAAGGGUAGGAGCGAAACUGGUCUGAAGUUUUCGACCUGGGCUGGGUCGAGUGUAGGUUUUUUGAGUACUGGAGUGACUCAAGCUUGCUAAAUGCAGCAGGGAACACACCCAUAGCAAGUGAGGAAUUGAUGAUGUGUGUUACUGCAGGGUUAAGUGUUGGAGAAAUGGUGUGUAAGAAGUCGGAUGGUAUUGGGUCGAAUGCCAUAGUGUAUUAAAUAGCAAUACAAAUAUCAGCAACAUGAUUCUGUCUUCUCAAAACGCAAAUUUAAAAUAUUGUAUUUACAUUUUAACUUUGCAGAAUUCCAGUUUGAGAUUUCUAAAUCUCCAGUUUGACAAGUUAAAACUUAAUUUAAGAUAUAUAAAGAGUAAUGUAGAUAUCUUCUUAUGAGGGAAAUUCAGGAUAUGUUGAACUACAUUUAUGACUAGCCAGAAAAAAACUGUAGAUAUCUGAAACUAGAAAUAAUGCUUACUUAUAUACUUAUUAAUAUCUAUAGAAAAAUACAAACCAAAAUCAGCAACAACUGAAUUUUGUUUCUCUUUGGAUUUAAACGAUAGUAUCCCUUGCUGUUUCACAGGCAUAAGUAACAAUGAAUUUGCUAAUACUUGUAAUCGACCUGCACAAAAUUGUGAAUUUUCUAUUAUUUAUAUGGUACUGUGUCAUGUGUAUACAAGACAGCAUGUAGUUUUAGUCUGACCAGUUCGACACACCCUCAAAGAAUGAGUAGUUUCAGUCGGACUACUUUUGCAAGAUCUUCAUUCCUUUACUCAGAAAUGUGGGGUUACAGUAUGACCUUUCCUUGUCAAGCCCAGCUGACCAGUCAGACCUGAUUGGUCUUUUCUGGAGGGAUGUAAUAAACAGAAAAGAGGUAGAAGUGAGCAUUUCAGACAGCUGCUGCAGCAAUGUACAGAACUGAGAAAACUGAUCUGUUGUUUGAGUAAUAAAGCAUGCAAACAUAUUUGUGUCGUUGAGUUGCACAUUUUAAACCUCUAAGUGAGCAUAAUAUGGGCUUAGAGCAGAUAAGAAGCGACUUGGAGACAAACCUUGAUUAGCUAAUGCAAACUAUAUUCAUGUGACAGUUCAAAGGUUUUGAGAUCUAGCAAAGUGUUAAAACAAGAAAUAUAAAGGAUUGUCUUCAAAGAACAGUUCAUGUGACUAACAUAUAGUGAGAAAGGUGGCAGAGGUUUUUGAAUUUUUUUAAUCCACACCUCAGAGGAAUACAAAAACAGUUAGCAAAUAGUUGAAAACUCAAAUGACCGCUUUGAUUGGUUUUUAUCAGUUAUAGCUAGCUAGCUAACAUGAAGCUAACAGUAGCUUUAUGAGUUGGUUAAAAAUGCGAAGUUUUUAGUAUUUUUACCAAGGUUUUUUUUCUUUAACACAAACCUAGUAAAAAAGAAAAUCUUAAACAUGCACUUGGAGAUGGAGGCUAAAGCAGCUGGUAAAACUUGACAAACUACACAAUGUUGCUAAAGUAAAGCAUUUGUCCAGUUAGAAGUAAACCUAAAUAAUAUUAUACGCUCAACUGCAAAAUAUUUGAAGAUAGUUCAGAUGGACGUAAUCUGAAUCUGAACUUUAGAUAUCAAAAAUGAGCCCUUUAUGCAUGAAUGGUAAAAGUGAUGCUAUUUGCCUGUCAAAAACAUGGACCUGAAAUGCUCUUUUUGACUGUAGCUAGAAUCAAGCUUCAGGUAUCUGCUACAUAUCCAGUCUAACUAUUAAAUAUAAACAAUUUGUCAUAGCAAUCAAAAGAACCACUUCUGUAUGGCCAUAACAUCAUAUAACACCAGCUAGCAACUUUUCAACAGCUAACUGCUAGAUAGUGAAACGUUUUUCAAAAAAAAUGUGUACUACUUUUGCUCUAUUGGUGUAGCUUAGGUUGCUACAUUUCUCUGUACCAUUAAUACCUGUACCUAAUAAAUCUUUUACUGAACAUGCUGAGUUUUAUAUAUUUUACAGUGUGUCACACACCAGUUCGACACACCCUCAAAGAAUGAGUAGUUUCGGUCGGACUACUUUUGCAAGAUCUUCAUUCCUUUACUCAAAAAUGUGGGUUUAUGGUAUGAUCUUUCCUUGUCAGCCCAACUGACCAGUCAGACCUGAUUGGUCUUUUCUGGAAGGAUGUAAUAAACAAAAAAGAGGUAAAAGUGAGCAUUUCAGACAGCUGCUGCAGCAAUGUACAGAACUGAGAAAACUGAUGUGUUGUUUAAGUAGUAAAGCAUGUAAACAUAUUUGAGUACAAAAUUUUUUAAACCUGUAAGUGAGAAUAAUAUGGGUUCUUUAAAGAAGAGACUAGGAGAAAGACCUUGAUUAGCUAAUGUAAACUAUAUUCACGUGUUGGUUCAAAGGUUUUGAGAUCUAGCAAAGUGUUAAAACGGAAAAAAAAAAUGUAGGAUUGUCUUCAAAGAACAGUUGUAACAUGUAACAUACAGUGAUGAAGGUGGCAAAGGUUUCUGAAUAUUUUUAGUCCACAUGUCUGACCUCACAGAGGAAUACAAAAACAGAUGGCAAAUGGCUGAAACUCAAAUGACAGCUGUGAUUGGUUUUAUCAGUUAUAGCUAGCUAGCUAACAUGGAGCUAACAGUAGCUUUAUGAGUUGGUUGAAAAUGUGAAGUUUGAGUAUUUUUACUAAGGUUUAUUCUUCUUUCUUUAACACAAACCCAGAAAAUAAAUCUUAAACAUGCACUUGGAGAUGGAGGCGAAAGCAGCUAGUAAAACAUGGCAAACCCAUGGGCAAACCACAAAAUGUUGCUAAAGUAAAGCAUUAACAUUUGCCCAAUUCAAAGUAAAACAAAAAAAAAUAAAUAUUAUAUGCUCAACUGCAACAUAUCUGAAGAUAAUUCAGAUGUAUAUAAUGUCAUAGCUGUAUCAAAAAUAGAACCCAUAGGUGUGAAUGUAUGACCAUAGUGUCAUUUAAACACCAGCUAGUAACAUGUUUUUUGUUUUUUUUUUAAAAAGAACAUUUAAAUGUAAAUGAAAGUAGCGUCUGUUCUUUCAAACUACUUUUGCUAUAUUGGUGUAGCUUAGGUUUCUACAUUUCUCAGCAGCAAAGUGAAGUUCUCUUUAAAGUAGAGUGCUGGCUUAGCUCACUACACAUUCCAAGGAGCUUAGCCAACACUGCUUAUGAUAAUUCAUCGUCUGGGCACUACAAAUAUUUGUACUAAAUGAAUCGCCAAAACAAGCAACUUCAUCACCAACAAGGGUGGCAGAUAUGUGCUCACCAAAGUCACUGGGGACAGUCAAUAUUUGAAGAAAAAUUCAAAGCACAAUCUGAACCUUGUUUCUCUGUGGAUUUUAAACGAGUUGCAGUCUGUGCCACGGGCAUGUGUUGAAAAGAACAUGUCAACACUGGUAGCUGGCCUGCACACUACUGUGAAUUCAGUAUUUUAUAAUUGGCACCGUGUUAGGCAUACACAAGAUUUUUAAUUGUGGUCAACUCAGCCUUGGAAUGUUGUUUACCCUGAGAGGUGCAGCCAGAUGGAAAAAGUCACAGCUUGGAAUAAUGUGUUACUUUGUGAAAAGGAAAAGAGAGAGAGAAAAAAACGAACAUUUUCUUGACGAAUACAGGGUGACAUAACUGCAGAUGUGUGCAUCUGUUGUUCACACCUGUCUGCUGCUAAAUCUGGCUUGACCGGAAGUGACGGCAUUUACCAACACCAUAAACAAGGCGUGGUUGUUCGGUAAAAAGGGGAAGCUGCUGCUUGUGUUGUGGACUGUGACUGAGAUACAAGGUUCAUACAACAUGCAGGUCAAAAUGAAGAGUCUGGUUGGCUGUUGUGCGUUUGUUUUGAUUCUUCUCUUCAGCUGCACCGAACAGGCAGCGGGGAAAGGAGUUGUUCCUCAAGGAACAGACUGCACACAGAUUAAGUCUCUCCAACCACAAGCGCGCAGUGGGGUUUACAUCAUUCAGCCUGCUGGAAUCAAGUCCAAAUUCAAGGUGUACUGUGAGAUGCUUCCUGAUGGAGGCUGGACAGUGUUUCAGAGGCGCAGUGGACCGACAGUUUCUUUUGUCAGAAAAUGGACAGACUAUAGAAAUGGUUUUGGAGCCCUGAAACAGGACCACUGGCUCGGUCUGAAGAAGGUUUUCUUUCUGACCAAGAACAAAUCCAAAAUGUGGACAAUGAGGGUGGAUCUGUGGGACCAUGAAGGUGGGACUGCUUUCGCAGAGUACAAGAACUUCCGACUGGGAAAUGAGAAAGCAGCUUUUAAACUGCAAGUUGGGACAUACAGCGGAAAUGCAGGUGACGCCAUCCGUGGAGCCUAUAAAGGUAUUGACCAGAAUGGCUACGGCUUCAGCACCACUGACCGUGACAAUGAUGGCUGCUCCCCAUGCAUCUUUGGUGACAUUGCAGAAAGUGACUGUUCCUUUUCAGAAGGUGGUGGUGGUUGGUGGUACAGCAAGUGUGGCUCUGCCAACCUAAAUGGCGACUACCACCCCACUGGUCAACACAUCGGCUGGGCUUCAGGCCUCCACUGGCUCACUUGGAGACCUCCUGCACCUUACUCUGCCAAGGCCACCAGAAUGAUGAUCAAGUCUGCAUAAGAGAAGCCAACACUGGACAUCCUGUUUAUGUCUUGGUAUUUCUUUCAAAUAUGUUCCUACAUCUGUAAAAUAAAGCAAUGUCUGUCUAAAGCUGUCAUCAAGGCAAACAGUGGCAACUCUGAGGAAGAUAAAAUAUGAAACAUACCUUGUGUUGUGUUGUUUCUUGUUUAGUGCACCAAUCUAUGUGAGGUACUGAGUAAUUCUGAUGUCUUUGACAUCAAUCUGGAUUGUUGAAAAUAGUAAUAAUAUAGAACAACCAGUGAGUAUAAUAUAACCAUGUAAAUAAGGAGAAUCACUUGUUUCAGUGAAAAUGUUUCUGUUAAAUAGCCUGCAGUAAACUUUUUUCUCUAAAAUUCUAACAUUAAUCUAAAUGAACUGCAUUAGAAUAUACUGACUGUGUUCAAUUCAAAUGGUUCAGUGAGCAAGAAAGAAUCUUUUGUUUCUGUCAAUUUGUAAAACACAUUCCCUUCUUAUGAGGGAAAUUCAGGAUAUGUUGAACUACAUUUAUGACUAAUCAGAUUAAACUGUAGAUAUCUGAAAGUGGAAUUAAUACUUACUCAUAUACUUAUUAAUAUCUAUAGAAAAAUCCAAACCAAAAUCAGCAACAACUGAAUUUUGUUUCUCUUUGGAUUAAACGAGAGUAGUAUCCCUUGCUGUUUCACAGGCAUAAGUAACAAUGAAUUUGCUAAUACUUGUUAUCGACCUGCACAAAAUUGUGAAUUUUGUAUUAUUUAUAUGGUACU